Ailuropoda melanoleuca (giant panda) is the source of this 420-nucleotide messenger RNA. Its product is annotated as nucleolar protein 56-like. The record is from RefSeq and is a predicted model, not a curated record. The transcript has a single exon. The coding region runs from base 1 to 420 and encodes 139 amino acids. NCBI's taxonomy places the organism in Eukaryota, Metazoa, Chordata, Mammalia, Carnivora, Ursidae.
AUGGUUCAGGCAGAGGAAAUGGCUGCUGAGAUGGCUAGGAAGCUAGAGAAGCAGGAGAAGAAAUGCUUGAAGGAGAAGAAACGGCUGGCUGCCCUCACCCUUGUGUCUCCAGAAAACAGCAAUAGUACCCCGGAGGAGUGUGAGGAGACAAGCGAAAGACCCAAAAAGAAGAAAAAGCAAAAGGCCCAGGAGACUCCACAGGAGAAUGGAAUGGAAGACCCAUCUCUCUCUGCCUCCAAACCCAAGAAAAAGAAAUCUCUUUCCAAGGAGGAGCUGGUUAGUACCGAUCUUGAAGAGACAGCUGGCAGUGUAAGUCUUCCCAAGAGGAAGAAAUCUUUCCCCAAAGAAGAACCAGUUAGUGACGCUGAAGAGGCUGGAAAUAGGAGCAUCCUCAACAAGAGGAGGAAAUUCUCUUCCUAG